Molecule: messenger RNA, 2318 nt
Organism: Fimicolochytrium jonesii
Lineage: Eukaryota; Fungi; Chytridiomycota; Chytridiomycetes; Spizellomycetales; Powellomycetaceae
Product: major facilitator superfamily domain-containing protein
Exons: 2
Coding region: 199-2172 (657 amino acids)
Biological process (GO): transmembrane transport
Molecular function (GO): transmembrane transporter activity
Source: RefSeq, a predicted model, not a curated record
GGGUCGCAUAUCGCAUAUCGCACAUCGCAUAUCGCUUUGCACCCCCCCCCUUCCUGUUUGUACACACAACUACCCCCCCCCCCUCAUAUACAUACAUACAUACAUACGCUUGCUUGCGGCAUUCAUUCAGUCUUGCCCUCUCUCCCUCAUAAACACCUCUCCCGGACGGCCGCCUCAGCGUGUCAUCAUUGGACAGUCAUGUCGUCCGAACGUGGACGCAGCAACGCCACCCUGCCCUCAAUAACCCUCCGCCACCCAACGCAAACCUCUCUCAACCUGAAUAGGAAUGGAGAACCUCACCCCCCAGGCUCUGUCACCGGCUAUCAGCCCUCCAGAUUGUCUCAGGUAACCGCCAGCAACACCGACUCCGGCGACUACGACGACUCCUACGAAAUAGAGAACCCCCACGGGCAAGAAGAUGCCGACAACGACGAUGCAAACCCCCUACUCGGCACGCACCUCUCCCGCAAAGGCGACGGAUCCCCUGACUCCCGUCCACCUUCCUACGCAACCCUCGUCUCGCCCAUCUCUCUCGACUCCCUCGACGACGACGGUAACAACAACAACAACAACUGUCUGCAUGUCUCACCGCGUGAAGGGUCGGAGUAUGGCGGGUCGCAGUGUAGUUCCCGACGUUCGACGAGUGGGAAGAGUAAAGCGAGGAAAGGCAUUUGGAAAUGGGUGCCGAGGUGGAAGGUGCCGCCGAAGGAUACCGUGGUCGUUUUGACAGCGUUGUUUGCGACAGAGGCGAGCAGGGGGUUGGUUAUUCCUACCAUGAUAUCAUACGUGCAACUCCUCGGAGGAACAGUAGCGACCCUCGGCGCCCUCAUCUCCCUUUUCUCCAUCGGUCGUCUCAUCUGCUCCGUCCCCUUUGGCGCCUGGGCCGACAAACGCCAAUCCUCCCGCGAAGUCCUCAUCUUUGCCUCCAUCCUCGCCGCCGCUUCCAACCUCCUCUACGCGUUCGCCUGGGCCCUGCCAAACCCCAUGUGGUGGCUCUACGCCUCCCGCCUUGCCUGCGGGUUCUCAACCGGAACCAUCGCCGUCUUCAGAGCCUACCUCGCCAGCUCCGUACCCCCCAGCGAACGAACAAAAGUCAUCGCAUGGUCAGGCAUGGCGCAGUACGCGGGCUUCUCCCUCACACCCAUCAUCGCAACCUUCGUCAUGCUCGCCAAAGACGCCUGGUUCUCCACCCACCCCUCUUCAACCUCCGAAGAAGUCCCUGACCCAGACCCAACAACAACAGGCCCAACAAUCCUCGACUGCGUCCUCCCCAACGCCUUCCUCAUCUUCCUCAACCUCCUCCUCAUCCCCCUCCUCCUCCUCUGCAUGCCCGCAAAAGACCCCGUCGCACACACCCCGCCGCCACGCACACCCACGCCCCUCCCCAACCCCGUCACCAGCCAAUCCACCCUCGCCGCAGAAGCCCAACUAGUCAAAUCCGGCUUCAUCCUCUUCUUCCUCCUCAACUUUGUCCUCCGCGGCGUGAUCGGCGUCACCGAAACCCUCGCCCCGGACAUGUACCAGCACCACAAACACACCGACCCGCAGGCCGCCGAACACUCGGGCCAGUUCUUCUUUGCCCUCGGCAUGGUCGGCAUGGCCGUCUUCCUCACCGUCGACCCGCUCCAAAAACGCCUCCUCGCAGGCCACAACCUCCUCAUCCUCGGCACAACGACCGUCAUCCUCGGCACCCUGUUAAACAUCGACCCCGAACCCGCCCGCACGCCGGCCACAUGGUCCCUGUUCGUCGCGGGCAUGACCCUCAUCUGGUCCGUCGGGUCCCCCAUCUGCCAGACCCUCACGGUCUCGAUGUUCUCCAAGAUGCUCGGCACGCGCCCGCAGGGCUCGUUGAUCGGGUGGAUCACGACCGCCGGCAGUCUGGGCCGCAUCGUGUUCCCCGCGCUGGUGGGCACCGGCGACCGCGCCGCGGUGUGGGUCAACUGGCUGGACGUUGCGCUGUGUUGCGGGUGCGUGGUGGGCGUGGUUGUCUUUGAGAGAAUGGUCAAGCGCGUACGCACGUGUGUCGGCGAGGGCGUGGCCGAUUGGGAGGCGGAUGACGACCGGAGUGAGAGUGGGAGCGAGGCCAGCGAGACGGACCGCCUGCUGUUGCCAAACGAGAGGGACACGGACCCGCUUGUGGAUAUGGAUGGGGAGACGGACACGGAGAAUUAGCUUGGUCGAAGGGGACGAGAACUCACUACACUAUACCCAAAACAUCCCCCGUGCUGUUGUUAUGGGUUGCCCGACCCCUCCAUUUUUUUUUUAAACCUGUAAAUAAACGAAUCCAAAAUGGGGGCAUUUUUCGUAUCCCCGUCCAC